Messenger RNA from Jaculus jaculus (lesser Egyptian jerboa), 12246 nucleotides. It is a transcript of the gene Mga, whose product is annotated as MAX dimerization protein MGA. Gene Ontology annotation, cellular component: nucleus; MLL1 complex. The coding region runs from base 344 to 9628 and encodes 3094 amino acids. Gene Ontology annotation, molecular function: protein dimerization activity; DNA-binding transcription factor activity, RNA polymerase II-specific; RNA polymerase II cis-regulatory region sequence-specific DNA binding. NCBI's taxonomy places the organism in Eukaryota, Metazoa, Chordata, Mammalia, Rodentia, Dipodidae. The record is from RefSeq and is a predicted model, not a curated record. The transcript is spliced from 25 exons. Gene Ontology annotation, biological process: positive regulation of DNA-templated transcription; regulation of transcription by RNA polymerase II; cell fate specification.
GGGGACACCGUGUGCGAACCGAACAGAAUAACCCGCCCCCAGCGAGAUAUGAAGGACUCUGGGUGAGGCCGGCCACGCCCCGCACGACUGAGGCGAAAGAGGAAAACGAUGAUGUGUUGCUGUGCCUUCCUUUUCGAAUCCUGGGAAUGCCUCCUUUGGGCAAAAUGAUAGAAAGCAAGGAUCUGUGGCGGUAUCUGAAAGGAGGGUUGGCUGAUUGGCAAAACAACGGGAGAAACCAAAGUACAGUCCAUCAGAGGGAAGAGACCACCCUUCAAGGAUGGGAAGGCCAUUGUGACAAUGUGCUGACUUCAUUUUCCUUACUACUGAGUUUCCCACUGAAAUCAUGGAGGAGAAACAGCAGAUUAUACUGGCUAAUCAAGAUGGUGGGACAGUUACAGGAGCAGCACCUACCUUCUUUGUCAUCCUAAAACAGCCAGGAAAUGGCAAAACUGAUCAAGGAAUUUUGGUUACUAAUCAUGAUGCCUGUGCUUUGGCUGGUAAGGUAUCAUCACCAGAAAAAUCCAAAGGGAAGGUUUGUCUUCCAGCUGAUUGUACUGUGGGAAGAAUAACUGUGACCCUCGAUAACAACAGUAUGUGGAAUGAGUUCCAUAACCGAAGCACUGAGAUGAUUCUGACCAAGCAGGGAAGACGCAUGUUUCCUUAUUGUCGCUAUUGGAUAACAGGCUUAGAUUCAAAUUUAAAGUAUAUCCUUGUCAUGGAUAUAUCUCCAGUAGAUAAUCAUCGUUAUAAGUGGAAUGGUCGUUGGUGGGAACCCAGUGGGAAAGCUGAACCCCAUGUUUUGGGAAGGGUUUUCAUUCAUCCAGAAUCCCCUUCCACAGGUCAUUAUUGGAUGCAUCAACCAGUAUCUUUCUAUAAACUCAAACUUACCAACAAUACACUGGACCAAGAAGGCCAUAUUAUUUUGCACUCUAUGCAUCGUUACUUGCCAAGACUUCAUUUGGUACCAGCAGAAAAGGCUACAGAAGUGAUACAAUUAAAUGGCCCUGGUGUCCAUACUUUUACCUUCCCCCAGACCGAGUUUUUUGCAGUAACAGCAUAUCAGAACAUUCAGAUUACCCAGCUGAAAAUAGAUUACAAUCCAUUUGCCAAAGGCUUUCGGGAUGAUGGGCUAAACAAUAAGCCCCAGAGAGAUGGAAAACAAAAGACCAGCUCUGAACAAGAAGGGAAUAGUGUUCAUCUUACUGAAAGUGAGGGGUCAGAGAUACAUUCAAGUGAUUUUGAUACUAUGUCAAGGGGUCAUGAAACAUCGAGCAUGGGUUUGGAGAAGCUUCCACUUAAUGUAAAAGAAGACUUUCUUGGUUUUAUGGAUGCUGAUUCAGCACUUGAAACACCUCAGUCGAAGCAUGGGAUUUCUGAAAGUCUUAUUACCAACAGUUUUGAAGAUGACUCCCAUAUCGCCUCACCUUUAGACUCGAAUGGAAACUUCAAUGUUGUCAUUAAAGAGGAACCUUUAGAUGAUUAUGACUAUGAAUUUGGUGAGUGCCCAGAAGGGGUUGCUGUGAAACAGGAAGAGACAGAUGAAGAAACAGAUGUAUAUUCAAACAGUGAUGAUGAUCCUAUAUUAGAGAAACAACUAAAGAGGCACAAUAAAGGUGAUAGCCUGGAAACUGACCAUGUAUCUUCUAAAUGGCUACCAAGUAGCCCAUCAGGUGUUGCUAAAGCUAAAAUGUUCAGAUUAGAGUCUGGAAAGAUGCCAGUUGUUUACUUGGAGCCCUGUGCUGUCACCAAAAGUACAGUGAAAGUUUCUGAACUGCCGGAUAACAUGCUUUCUACAUCUCGAAAGGAUAAAUCUUCUAUCUUUUCAGAAUUAGAAUAUUUGCCUACAUACAUUGAAAAUUCCAGUGGGACUGGCUUCUGCUUAGGCAAAGAUUCAGAAAAUGGUCUUAGAAAACACUCCUCAGAUCUCAGAAUGAUACAGAAUUAUUCCUUAGUUAAAGAGUCUCAUUGGAAAUACCCUGUUAUAUUUGAUAGCAUUAACUCAGAAAGAGUACAUGACAGUUCAAAGGGUUCAGUUGGAGACUCAUUUUCAGAAAAAGAGGACUUGGGCAGAAAGCGAACAUCAAUGUUUAAUAAGUUUGCAGCCGCCCCAAAGGCUGUGGAUACCAGUCAGAACACUUCUCCAAAUGCUGGAAAAAGAGGGCGGCCUCGAAAGUUGAAAUUCUCUAAGGCAGUACGAGCAGCCAAAAACACAGGAAAGGCUUUAACUGCUACAAAGAAUACUCCUAUAGGCCCUGGGAGUGUCUUUCCUGAUGUGAAGCCUGAUCUGGAAGAUGUGGAUGGUGUUCUUUUUGUUUCCUUUGAGUCGAAGGAAGCUCUAGACAUUCAUGCAGUUGAUGGGACAGCAGAAGAGCCCUCUACUCUUCAGGCAUCUCCCACAAAUGACCCAGGAUGCAGAGCAAGAAUUUCCCAGAUGGAAAAGGAAUUAAUAGAAGAUUUGAAGUCUUUGCGGCAUAAGCAGGUGAUACAUCCUGGUCUUCAAGAAGUGGGCUUAAAACUCAAUUCAGUGGAUCCAACAGUGAGCAUUGAUCUUAAAUACUUGGGAGUACAGCUGCCUUUGGCUCCAGCCACUAGCUUUCCUUUUUGGAACCUUACAGGAACCAACCCUGCCUCUCCUGAUGCUGGGUUUCCUUUUGUUUCUAGGACAGGGAAGACCAAUGACUUUACCAAGAUUAAGGGAUGGAGGGGAAAAUUUCAUAAUGCUUCUGCAUCCAGGAAUGAAGGUGGAAAUUCAGAGGGCUCAUUGAAAAACCGCUCUGCUUUCUGUAGUGACAAGCUAGAUGAAUACUUGGAAAAUGAAGGCAAGCUAAUGGAAACAAGUAUUGGUUUUUCUUGCAAUACUCCCACGUCUCCUGUGGUGUACCAGCUACCCACAAAGAGUACCAGCUAUGUACGGACACUUGAUAGUGUUCUAAAGAAGCAAUCUACCAUUUCCCCUUCUACCUCUUACUCUUUGAAGUCUCAUUCUUCACCUAGUGCCACUCGGAAGGCAAAGUCUCAAAACAGACAGACAAUACUCAGUGGACGAACUAAAUCAUCUUACAAAUCCAUUUUGCCAUAUCCCAUUUCACCAAAGCAGAAACCUCCUCAUGUGAUUCCAGGAGAUAAGGCUAUGAAGAAUUCCUUGAAUGCCAUGUCUGAUAAUCAGGUGAAGAACUUGGUUGUGUCAACUUUAGAGGAAAAUACAUUUCCAAAGCAUAUUAGCUUGCGGCAAGCACAGCAGCAGCAGCAACAGCAGCAGCAGCAGCAGGGAACUCGCCCUGCAGGCUUAUCUAAAUCUCAAGUGAAACUUAUGGACCUGGAAGACUGUGCGCUUUGGGAAGGAAAACCAAGGACCUAUAUUACAGAAGAGAGAGCAGAUGUUUCCUUGACAACUCUGCUUACAGCUCAGGCAUCUCUCAAAACUAAACCUAUCCACACAAUCAUAAGGAAACGAGCCCCUCCAUGCAACAAUGAUUUCUGUCGCCUGGGAUGUAUAUGUUCCAGUUUAGCUUUGGAGAAGCGACAGCCUGCUCAUUGCCGUAGACCAGACUGCAUGUUUGGCUGCACUUGUUUGAAAAGAAAAGUUGUACUUGUUAAAGGAGGAUCCAAAGCAAAACAUUUCCAAAAGAAGGCUACACAUCGAGAUACAGUAUUUUAUGAUGCUCUGGGGGAAGAGACAAAGGAAGGCAUUAGAGAUGAUGAUGAGGAACAGUUGAAAGAGAAAAAGAAAAGAAAGAAGCUAGAAUACACUAUAUGUGAAGCAGAACCUGAACAGCCUGUUCAACAUUACCCAUUAUGGGUGAAAGUAGAAGGUGAAGUAGAUCCAGAGCCAGUGUAUAUCCCAACGCCUUCUAUCAUUGAGCCUAUGAAAUCGCUAUUACCUCAACCAGAAGUAUUACCUGCUACUGUGAAGGGCAAGCUAUUCACUGGAAUUAAACCUGCACGGGCAUAUACUCCCAAACCCAAUCCUGUGAUACGGGAGGAGGACAAAGACCCAGUCUAUUUGUACUUUGAGAGCAUGAUGACUUGUGCUCGAGUUCGAGUGUACGAACGAAAGAAAGUGGAGCAGAGACAGCCAUCCCCAUCCCUGUCCACGUCUCCACCAUUUCAGCAGCAGAGCUCGUGUUCUAGUCCUGAGAACUGUAGUACAAAGGAACCUGAUUCUGAGCAGUCCUUAAAACAACUCAUCUGUGACUUAGAGGAUGAUUCUGAUAAAUCACAAGAAAAGAGCUGGAAAUCUUCCUGUAAUGAAGGGGAGUCAUCUUCUACCUCUUAUGUGCAUCAGAAGUCACCUGGUGGUCCCACCAAACUCAUAGAGAUCAUAUCAGACUGCAACUGGGAGGAGGAUCGGAACAAGAUUUUGAGCAUCUUAUCCCAGCACAUCAAUAGCAACAUGCCACAGUCACUUAAGGUGGGCAGUUUCAUCAUUGAGUUGGCUUCUCAGCGAAAGAGCCGGGGUGAGAAGAACCCCCCUGUUUAUUCUUCUCAUGUGAAAAUCUCUAUGCCAUCAUGUCAAGACCAAGAUGAUAUGGCUGGGAAAUCUGGAUCAGAGACUCCUGAUGGUCCAUUGUCCCCUGGGAAAAUGGAUGAUUUCUCUCCUGUGCAGACAAAUGCCCUGGAUUCAGUGAGGGAGAGAUUACAUGGAGGCAAAGGUCUGCCCUUUUAUGCAGGGCUUUCUCCUGCAGGGAAGCUUGUGGCCUAUAAACGUAAACCCAGUUCAACUACAUCUGGGCUUAUCCAGGUUAAUGGUAAGAGUUACCCGCAGGCUAAGUUGCUAUUGGGACAGAUGGGGGCAUUGCAUCCAGCCAAUAGGCUAGCUGCUUAUAUCACAGGCAGGUUGCGACCCUCAGUCCUGGACCUCUCAACCCUCAGUACUGUCAUCUCCAAGGUAGCAUCCAAUGCCAAGGUGGCUGCAUCCAGGAAACCACGUACCCUGUUGCCUUCAAUAUCCAAUUCCAAAACGGCAUCUUCCUCCUCUGACACUACAUCAAAUCGCCCUGGGAAGAAUGCGAAGGCAUUUGCUCCAGCAAAAAGACCAAUUGCGGCUCGACCUUCUCCUGGUGGUGUGUUCACACAGUUUGUGAUGAGUAAAGUUGGAGCCUUGCAGCAGAAGAUACCUGGAGUUAGCACACCCCAACCCCUGACAGGGCCACAGAAGUUCAGUAUCAGACCUUCUCCAGUAAUGGUCGUCACACCUGUGGCUUCUUCUGAGCCAGUUCAGGUGUGCAGUACUGUGACUGCUGCUGUCACUACUGUCCCUCAAAGGUUGUUAGAAAAUGUUACUGCUGUGACAUCUAUGGCUGCUAUUUCUGACAUGGGAGCUAAAGAACCUACUUAUUCUUCUGGUGGCACUACUGCUGGGGUUGUUGAAAGCUCUGAGACUAGUACCAGCACCCUUGUAACAUCUACCCAGUCUACAGCCACUGUGAACCUUGUCAAAACUACUGGGAUUACUACCUCUGUGGCUUCAGUUGCAUUUCCUAAGUCACUGGUAGCAUCUCCUCCAACCAUAACUCUUCCUGUUGCUUCCACUGCCUCCACUUCCAUAGUCAUGGUGACCACAGCUGCAUCUUCCUCCAUGGUGACCACACCAACUUCAUCUCUAGGCUCUGUUCCUAUUAUACUCUCAGGAAUUAAUGGGAGUCCACCAGUGAGCCAGAGACCAGAAAAUGCCUCUCAAAUUCCAGUAACUACACCACAGAUUUCUCCAAAUCCUGUGAAACGUACUGGACCUCGAUUGUUGUUGAUUCCAGUACAGCAAGGUUCUCCUACACUUAGGCCUGUCUCAAACCCACAACUUCAGGGACAUCGGAUGGUCUUGCAACCUGUUAGGAGUCCAAGUGGAAUGAACCUAUUCCGGCACCCCAGUGGGCAGAUUGUCCAACUCCUACCUUUGCAUCAGAUCCGAGGCUCUAAUAAUUCCCAGCCCAACUUACAGCCUGUCAUGUUUCGGAAUCCAGGAUCGGUGAUGGGAAUCCGGUUACCUGCUCCUUCUAAGCCUUCUGAGACUCCACCAUCUUCUUCAUCAUCCUCUGCUUUCUCUGUCAUGAGUCCAGUAAUUCAGAAUGUUGGGUCUUCUCCAGCAGUAAAUGUUAUUACUCAGGCACCAUCAUUGCUUUCCUCUGGACCUAGUUUUGUCUCUCAAGCUGGUACAUUGACCUUGAGGAUUUCUCCUCCUGAACCUCAAAGCUUUGCAGAUAAAACAGGCUCCGAUACUAAAAUAACGUAUAGCUCAGGAGGGCAGCCUGCUGGUACUGCUAGUCUUAUUCCUCUACAGUCAGGUAGUUUUGCUUUGUUGCAGCUCCCAGGACAAAAGCAUGUUCCUAGCUCUGUUCUUCAGCAUGUUUCUUCCCUUCAGAUGAAGAAGGAGUCCCAGAAUGCAGACCAGGAAGAUGAAACAAGCUGUAUAAAAAGAGAGCAGGAAACUAAUGUGGCUCUCCAUUCAAAAGAGGAGACACUAAGCCCUGAGCCUAACAUGACUAAGCAAACCUCAGGAACUACCACACCCCAUGAGACCUUGAAUGGUUCAUUGGACAAUGGGGGUGUUCAUUUGGGUGAAGAAUCCCUUAUAGAAGGUGUUUCCACAACUGUCAAGCCUUCUGAACACUCCCAAGAUGCUGAGUCUCACUCAGAUGUAGACUAUGGAGAUGGUAAUGAAGAGUCGGGGUCUAUAAAUCAGAAUAAUUCCAAAGCCAAAUGGACUGUUACAGAGGUUAAGACCAUUUCUGGAAAUUCCAACAAUAUAAUAGUCCAGAAUGUAAGCAAAACACAACCUCAAAAACACGGUGAUGUGAAGGUAGAACAGCAAAAAGGAUCAGACAAUCCAGAGGAAAACCCAGAUCAAUUUCUAGUCAUCUCUAAGGAAGAAAGUAAAUUUGAAUUAGGGACCCAAGGUAAAGAGCAACAAUCUAGUUCACAGCAAGAAGCCAAGAAGGAGACUCUGGGGAAGGACAAUUUUAAAGAGAGGUGGAGAACACAUCUGAAGGGUCUCUUAACUCAGAAGUAUGUUGGAAUUUCACAAGAAUAUAAGAAAGAGGCAGACUUAUUUAGAGAAGCAAAGCCAUGUCAAGAAAAUUCCGAUGUGUUUCAAGAACAAGGCAUUUCAGACUUGCUUGGAAAUAGUGGAACUACUGAGAAUGACAGAAUUUUAAAAACUGAAUGUGAUUCUUGGAGUAGCAAUUCUAGUUCUGCACCUUUCUCUAUUGCUUCUAAGAGAGGGGCAAGAGGAAACAGAGGGAAUAGACAUUUUAAAGGCCACUUACUGCUAUCAGGAGAUCAAAUACAACCAGAGCAUGAGAGGAAGAAUGGGAGAAGCAGUGCUGGCUUCACUAUUUUGGAUUUGGAAGAGAACAAUGAAGAUGACCAUGAGAAAACCGAUGAUUCUGUUGACGAAAUUGUGGGUGUUGUUUCUGGCUACCAGAGUGAGGAAGUUGAUGUAGACAAGAAGAACUGUGUAGAAUAUGUUGAAGAUGAUGAACAAGUGGAUGUUGAAACUAUAGAUGAGCUCUCAGAAGAAAUGAAUAUUGCCCAUAAGAAGAUCAUGGCAGUUCACACACAGUCAUUCAAACAACAGUGCCGUAACUAUCUCUCUACAGAUGAAAAAUCUGCUGAAAAGAGUCAAAAGGCCACACCCAUCUCUACCAAACUGAAACAUGAUUAUUGGAGUGACAAACCACAAAAAGAAACAGAAGCUUUUGCCUAUUACCGCCGGACACAUACUGCCAAUGAGCGGCGGCGGCGUGGUGAAAUGAGGGAUCUCUUUGAAAAAUUGAAGAUUACAUUGGGAUUACUUCAUUCUUCCAAGGUUUCUAAAAGUCUUAUUCUUACUCGGGCAUUCAGUGAAAUUCAGGGACUAACAGAUCAGGCAGACAAAUUGAUAGGACAGAAAAAUCUCCUGAGUCGAAAACGGAACAUUUUAAUACGGAAGGUAGCAUCUCUUUCAGGUAAGACAGAAGAAGUGGUCUUGAAGAAGCUAGAAUAUAUUUAUGCCAAACAACAAGCACUAGAGGCACAAAAAAGGAAAAAGAAGAUGGGAUCAGAUGAGUUUGGUGUGUCUCCCAGAACUGGCAAACAGCAGGAAGGAGCCUCUACGUCAUCUGUAGACCUGGGACAGGUGUUCAUAAAUAACAGGAGGGGAAAACCUUUGAUUCUUGCUAGAAAAAGAGACCAGGCCACAGAAAAUGCUUUACCCUCUAAUAUAUCACACUCCUCUACCAACCUGGUGAUGACUCCACAAGGGCAAUUGCUUACCUUAAAAGGUCCCCUAUUCUCAGGACCAGUGGUAACUGUUUCACCUGCUCUCUUAGAAGCUGAUUUGAAGCCUCAGAUUGCAAGCAGUACUAUGGCUCAGUCAGAAAAUGAUGACUUAUUUAUGAUGCCACGAAUUGUUAAUGUGACAUCAUUGGCCACAGAGGAAGAUUUGGUGGAUAUAGGUGACUGCAAAUAUCCUCAGGAAGUUCCUGGUGGCAAGCCAUGUGACCAGCUGAGACAGAUUGUAGGGAAUGAAGAUAACUCCUUAGAAGAUACAGAUAGAGUCUCAUCCAGAGGAAAUCACAGAGAUGGCCGGAUGGCAUUGGGCCCCACACAAGUUUUUUUGACAAAUAAAGAUUCUUUCCCACAAGUAGUUGAUGUUUCUAAUAUGCAGGAAGCACAGGAAUUAUUACCUAAAAAGAUUUCUGGUGAUAUGAGAGGGACUCGGUAUAAAUGGAAAGAGGGAGAACUAAGAGGGGAGAGACUAAAGUCAAAGGAAUCUCAGUUUCACAAAUUAAAGAUGAGAGAUCUCAAGGACUCAAGCAUAGAGACGGAACUGAGGAAAGUGGCAUCAGCUAUAGAGGAAGCAGCUCUUGAUCCCAGUGAAAUACUGACUAACAUGGAAGAUGAGGAUGAUACCGAUGAGACACUGACUUCACUGCUUAAUGAGAUUGCCUUCCUUAACCAACAACUAAAUGAUGAUUCUGUUAACUUGGCUGAACUACCCAGCUCUAUGGAUACAGAGUUCCCAGGAGAUGCUCGGCGAGCUUUCAUCAGUAAACUUUCUCCUGGGAAUAGAUCAACGUUCCAGGUUGGACACUUGGGAUUAGGUUUGAAAGAGUUGCCUGAUGUUCAAGAGGAGAGUGAAUCCAUCAGCCCCCUCCUCUUGCAACUGGAAGAUGAUGACUUUUCUGAGAAUGAAAAACAACUUGUAGAUACAACCUGUGAACCAGAUGUCCUUAAAAUUGUUAUUGAUUCUGAAGUAAAGGAUUCUCUCCCUUCCCACAGAAAAUCUAGCAAUGGAGGGAAGAUUACUUCUGACCUUCCUGCAGAACCUGAAAAUGUGUCCUCACCUCCCAUCCUACACAUGAAGACUGGCAUGGAAAACAGCAAUGCAGAUACUUUGUGGAGGCCUAUGCCAAAGUUGGCACCUUUAGGUUUAAAAGUACCUAAUCCUCCCAGUGAUGUAGAUGGUCAGAGUCUCAAGGUGAUGCCUUGCUUAGCACCUAUAGCUGCCAAAGUUGGGUCAAUUGGACACAAAAUGAACUUAGCAGGGAGUGACCAAGAAGGUCGAGAAAGCAAGAUGAUGCCUACACUAGCACCUGUUGCAGCCAAGUUGGGCAACUCUGGGGUUUCACCAAAUUCUGCAGGGAAGUGAACUUGUUUAUCCUCAGGCAGAAGCCAGGCUAUGAGGGAAAAUCGAAUCUUGCCUAUUUAAUUUUGGGGCAUCCUUGACAUUAAUGAUGUAUGGAUAAUGAUGGAGAAAGAGGAUAGGAUGUUGACCCUGGUAUAAGAAACACUAUGAAAUUCUGAUCAUGUUAAAAAGUGUUACCUCACUUGUGGUGCUGGCUCUCCCCAUCCUCUAAGAAGAUACAAUCCCUCUUUCCCAAGGAAUUCAUCAUAAGACUCUGGCUCCAUAGUAGUACUAAUUCACACCAUGCCCCAAGAGAAAAAGCUGAAAAAAGCUUGAGGCUGGGGUUAUUGUGGACAGAACUAUAGAUGAUAGUUGUUAGAUUAGGUCUAAAUUUUAAGAAUUUUGAUGAAGUUGUGCAAAGAGAUCCAGAAGAGACAGGUGUUCCUUGAUAUUUUAGUACUAAGAAGUGAUAACACUGGGCAUCAUGGCACACACCUGUAACCCCAGCACUUGGCGGACUAAGGCAGGAGAAUUGUGAGUUUGUGUCUGACCCAGGCUAUAAAGUUAGGCAAUGUCACCAAAAAAAAUGGGGGAUAUAGAUAGGACGGGGGCUGCCAUGGAAUACCAAAGUGAAGGGUUUUAUUCAGCAGGAUUUCUCUUUCAUAUCCUAAAUAGCUUUCAUUCCCUUAUCUUUUCAAUCAUAAUUAUAAAUUUAAGCUUUCUGGUAAAGUAGAGAAGCUUUUAACUUUUUUAUUAAUGUGACUGUUUUGAGAUGUUAAGUAUCUCACAUUGUCUUUGGGAUGUUGAAAAGAUUGUUCCAUAGGGCUAGAGAUUCUUUGUUUUUUUUGUGGGGGGAGGGAGUCGAGUGGAUAUAGAGAGAGCCCUUCCCAAAUCAUGUCACUCAAGAGACAGCUGAAAUGAAAGGCAUUCUUUCCCAGAGCAGAGACCAUGGCCAAAAUAAAAAUUCAUGGGGCUGGCUAUUUCCCAAAUCAAACCAGCCUCCUGGUGCUUGAAGAAUGUUUCAUUCACUAUUACCUGCACAGGAUAUAAAGAAAGUCACAGUAGGCACUCUUUACCAGGGAAGUACGGCAGUAUUUGAAUUACAAGAUAUAUUUUUUAUCUGCUAUCAUGGAUUCAAUGAUAUGUAAAGCUUUUUCACUCAUUAGCUGUCAGGGUAUGAAGGACUGACAGUCUGUAAAGAUAAAGAUAUUUAUAUUUUUGUAUAGUUGUUUUCAUAGAUUUCUCAAAGGCUGAAGUUUUCAACCUAGAAGAUGAGAUUUGUAUUGAGUAUAGAAAUGUUUCCUAUCUAGUUUGUAAAUAAUUUGGUGCACUUGAGGGGUCUCUUGGAAACUCCUGGGGGCAUAAAUCACUAUUCUGAAAAAUGUAUAGACUGGGAUUUAGCUGCUGCAAUUUGCCUUUCUAAAAUUAUAUUUUGGAAUGUAACCCCUGUUCUGUCUUUGCUGACAGGAUUUGCUUGUGUUGUAAAACACUAACACAAGUGCUUCCAGUGCCUGGGCUGCGCCUGGGUGAUACUGUAAGAGACAUCCCCUGCCUUCUUUAUCCAAUAAGUCCCACUCAGCUUAUCUUCAGUCCUAGGCUAUGAGACCAACUUUGGAGUGGAGCUAGCCAGUGAAUUAUUACUUCCAUGUUUGAUUCCCUUUCUAUUAACUCUGAUAAUCAACGGAUUGAAAUGAUGGCAUAAUUUCCACUGCAAAAUGCAAUGGAAACAAAUUUUUUAUUGGUUUAGUGCUACUUGUCUUUGUGGACAGCUCAUCAGCACUUCAGCUUUUCAUUAUCCUUUCUACCCCUUAACCCAACAGAUAUCAUCCAAUGCCUUAGCCAGGAAGUCCAGCACCUGUCUCCCUUGCUAGUAAUGGCCCUUAGAGAGGCUAGUUCUUGAACCCUCAUUAUAGCAGCUUCCCAUUAUUUGAGUGCUUGUCUCUUUCCCCAUGUUUCUUUCUGGCUUUGUAGGGUCAGACAUGAAACCGGCAAGGGAGUGAAUAAUCCUCAGGAAAAGAAGGACCAUUUUAGCUUCUGACUACCCUGGUUUUUGUUGUUUUUUUUUUUAAUAGAAAAAAAUAGGCUAAACGGGUCAAGCUUAAUUCUUGAUCCGAAGAUAUUUGGCUUUGUUUAUAAGAGAUGUACAAAGAAAGGAAGGAUGAGUCUAGGUAUUUAUGAAAGACUGCAGAUAUCAUUAUAAACCCCCAAGACACAAUGUUCUCCAGAUAGAUUUUGGAGCUAUCAGGGUUAAUUUGAGGAGGGCUCAAUCUUCAGAACAAUCCUGCAGAAAUCUAAAAUUUCCCCCAGGUUCUUACCCUUAAACUCUACUCUAGUAGAAACUGAUCUGUGAGAAUUCUAUGUAUGAUUAUGAAAGAAGUUGAGAAGAUCUGAGGAACUUGGAAGACAGCUCUUACUCUCACUCUAUAAAGAAGCGCAUGACCUCAGUAGACCAAUAAUUCGCCUUUUUAUACAUCUGUAAAUAAAUGGAAUGUUUUUAAGAAUAUAAUUAUGUCAGAUUUAGCAUUUUCUUUUAUAUAUUAAAUAUAUAUCUUUCAUUUCUGCUUUUGAAAAUGAUUAUUUUUUUAGAAACAAACAGAAGACUGGUGAUGGAAAGGCAAGACAAAUAAACCUGAAAUAAAACA